Molecule: messenger RNA, 2139 nt
Organism: Teleopsis dalmanni
Lineage: Eukaryota; Metazoa; Arthropoda; Insecta; Diptera; Diopsidae
Gene: ClpX
Product: ATP-dependent Clp protease ATP-binding subunit clpX-like, mitochondrial
Exons: 6
Coding region: 267-2069 (600 amino acids)
Biological process (GO): proteolysis; protein catabolic process; protein folding
Cellular component (GO): mitochondrial matrix
Molecular function (GO): ATP-dependent protein folding chaperone; ATP binding; ATP hydrolysis activity
Source: RefSeq, a predicted model, not a curated record
AGGAUUUAACUGAACACAUCACACUGUUUUGUUUUGCUGACAUUUGUAUUUUUUCGUAGAAUCAUGAACUUGUGAGCUAGAGAGGUUGAUAAAUAAAGUGAAAAGUAAUUUAUUUUGACAUUAAAUACAACACAUUAAUAAUUCCGAGAAAUAUUGCCGAAAUAUAAAAUAUUUUGUUCAUAUUACUUAAAAUAUAUAAACAUUACAGUAAAAUAAAGACAGUCUGAAAGUUUAACACUUGUGGGCACAGCUGAGGUAGUGUAGUUAUGAGUGUGGUGCGACGUAUUGUUCUGCUAUCAUCGCAGCUUCCAAAGUUUGCUGUACAUUAUUAUUGGUUAAGAGGAGUUUGCUGCAGCCAUAAUGUAUUCAACCAACGCUGUAUGCAUUUGGCCGUAAAUGCCAGAAGAAAUAGCGUCGCAUCAUCGACCACAAGUUCAGGUAGUAGUAGUAGUGGAAAUGGUCACUCAAGUGGAAGUGGUGUGGACAGUGGCGGCUCUUCAGCUUCAUCUUCCUCAGCUGGUGGAGAACCACCAACUGAUAAAAAUAUGCUCUCAUGUCCAAAAUGUGGUAAUCCUUGCUCACAAGUGGAAACUUUUGUUAGUUCAACAAGAUUUGUGAAAUGCGCUAAAUGUAAUCAUUUCUUUGUUGUGCUGUCCGAGGUGGAUUCAAAAAAAAAUUUAAAAGAAGAAGCAAAAAAUCAACGAAAACCACCACCUCCUCCACAAAAAAUUAUGGAAUAUCUGGAUCGUCAUGUUGUAGGUCAAGAUUUUGCAAAAAAAGUACUUUCUGUUGCUGUAUAUAACCACUAUAAACGUAUACAUCACAAUUUGCCACAAGUAAAUACACAGCCACAAAUGCCUUCCACCACAGCAGAUGCUAUGGGACGCGAUUUAUUACAUAUUUCUGGUAUUGGACAUACAAUUGCUAAUUCUUCGGGUACGGAAGUUCCACAAAAGCCUACACUAGCACAUGGAUUAGGCACAGCAAAUCAUACUGAAACUGGCUCUGAAAUUUUGGAAAAACAAAAUUACGAGGUUAAAUUAGAAAAAAGCAAUAUUCUCAUGUUGGGACCCACAGGUUCGGGUAAAACAUUAAUAGCCCAAACUAUUGCACGUUGUCUAGAUGUGCCGUUUGCAAUAUGCGAUUGUACAACUCUAACACAAGCAGGUUAUGUAGGAGAAGAUAUUGAAAGUGUAAUUUCAAAGCUAUUACAGGAUGCCAACUACAAUGUUGAGCGUGCUCAAACUGGUAUAGUGUUUCUUGAUGAAGUUGAUAAAAUUGGUGCUGUCCCAGGUAUACAUCAACUACGUGAUGUUGGUGGUGAAGGCGUACAGCAAGGUAUGCUAAAAAUGCUUGAAGGUACCAUUGUUAAUGUACCUGAACGUAAUUCACCUCGAAAAUUGCGAGGCGAAACUGUACAAGUAGAUACUACGAACAUACUUUUUGUUGCGUCUGGUGCGUACACAGGUUUGGAUCGCCUAAUCGGUAGAAGAUUGAAUGAAAAGUAUUUAGGUUUUGGUAUGCCGUCAUCGGGUUCCUCAGGUAGGCGUGCUGCUCAAUCAUGUGCAUCACCGAUGGAUAGUGAUCAAGAAGAAAGAGAUAAAUGUCUUAGGAAAGUACAAGCUCGAGAUCUCGUGGAAUUUGGCAUGAUACCAGAAUUUGUGGGUCGAUUUCCUGUAAUAGUUCCAUUUCAUAGUCUCAGUGUUAGUAUGUUAGUACGUAUUCUUACCGAACCUAAAAACGCACUGAUACCACAGUAUAAAGCACUCAUAAGCAUGGACGAAGUUGAUUUAACAUUUACUCAUGAUGCAAUAGAGUCAAUUGCAACUUUGGCGAUGGAACGACAGACAGGUGCUCGAGGAUUACGUUCAAUAAUGGAACAAUUACUGCUCGACCCAAUGUUUGUGGUUCCUGGUUCAGAUAUUAAAGAAGUGCAUAUUACAGCUCCAUAUGUUAAAGGAAAAGCUCAACCAACAUAUAUAAAGAAGGACGUAGCAUCCGCUGCUGAUGACAAUGAGAGUAAAAAUUAUGAAGAUAGCGAAAAUGAUAAAGUUCGUUUAACGCAAUAGAUAAAAAAUUAUUAAUUGUUAACAUUUUGUUUUACUUUAAAAUUUAUAUAAACAAUACAAAAAAGAAAAA